Messenger RNA from Fusarium coffeatum, 4566 nucleotides. RefSeq lists its product as uncharacterized. Gene Ontology annotation, biological process: protein phosphorylation; late endosome to vacuole transport; protein targeting to vacuole. The transcript is spliced from 2 exons. The record is from RefSeq and is a predicted model, not a curated record. Gene Ontology annotation, cellular component: late endosome; phosphatidylinositol 3-kinase complex, class III, type I; nucleus-vacuole junction. Bases 1 to 4566 code for a protein of 1521 amino acids. Gene Ontology annotation, molecular function: ATP binding; protein binding; protein serine/threonine kinase activity. Lineage: Eukaryota; Fungi; Ascomycota; Sordariomycetes; Hypocreales; Nectriaceae.
AUGGGUCAAGGGUUCUCCCUCGCGACGCCGUCUGUCGGCAACGCGGGCAUCGAUAUCUCGGAACUGAGUGAUGUGCAGUAUGAGAAGAGUAUUGGGAAUGCGAGGUUUAUGAAGACUAUUCGUGGUCGCCACGAGAAUGGUCUAGUCCUUGUCAAAGUCCUUGUCAAGCCAUAUACGGAGGUCAAGCUAGAGAAGUACAAGAAGCAGAUCAUCGAGCAGCAUAGAGCGAUAUCAGACGUCCCUAACGCCCUCGGAUUCCAGCGCAUUAUCGAGACUGAAUCAAACGGUUACCUUGUCCGCCAGUUCCUUUACAGCUCGCUUUACGAUCGACUCAGCACUCGGCCGUUCUUGGAAGAUAUAGAAAAGAAAUGGUUGGCCUUUCAGCUUCUUUGCGCUCUGCGCGAUUGCCAUGCGCGAGAUGUCUACCACGGCGAUAUUAAGGCGCAGAAUGUCCUCGUGACCUCCUGGAACUGGCUCUAUCUAUCGGAUUUCUCGUCCGCGUAUAAGCCUGUUAUGCUGCCCGACGACAACCCGGCUGAUUUCUCGUACUUCUUCGAUACGUCAGGCCGCCGCACAUGUUAUAUUGCUCCCGAACGUUUCUUUGCUUCUGGAGAGGCACCGCCGCAGAAGGCAAAGAUGACAUGGGCAAUGGACAUCUUCAGUGCUGGUUGUGUAAUUGCGCAAAUGUUCUUGGAAUCGGAAAUCUUUAGUCUCGCUCAGUUGUAUAAGUAUCGUCGGGGCGAGUACGAUCCUGUUAUUACACAUUUGAGUGUCAUCGCAGAUAAAGAUAUCGCCGACAUGAUAGCACACAUGAUUCAGCUCGAUCCGGAGAAGCGAUACUCAGCGGAACAAUACCUGGAUUUUUGGAAGGGCAAAGUGUUUCCGCAUUACUUCUACAAUUUUCUGCAUCAGUAUAUGGGACUCAUAACCGAUCCCUCGUCGGGAAACAACCCUAUGUCAGGUGCUUCAAAGAACCUUGGAGAAGCCGAUGAUCGAAUCGACCGCGUGUUCUACGACUUUGAUAAGAUUUCAUACUUCCUCGGAUAUCAGCUCGAGAAGCGAACCUCUGAGGAACUAGUACCAUCUUCAAGGCUGAGCCUUUCACAUUUCCCUGUACGGCUGAAUAUUCCCAACCACAGUCAUACAGUGUCAUCUGCUCUAGAACCGCCUGAAGACGACGGAACAUUGAUAUUCUUGACACUGAUUGUGUCUCAACUCAGAAAUACUGCUCGUGCAUCUUCCCGGAUUCGAGCAUGCGAUGUACUCCUUGCCUUCUCCGAAAGGUUGACUGAUGAGGCCAAGUUAGACAGGGUGCUUCCGUAUCUAAUGACUCUUCUUGUCCCGGACGAGACGGAUUUGGUAUUGAUUGCUGCUAUUCGAACCAUCACGCAGCUCCUGGAGCUUGUGAAGAUGGUGACACCCAUCAAUUCUCACGUUCUGGUAGAAUACGUGUUGCCUCGCAUGGAGAUAGCAUUAGGCUCACGAUCCAGAGUGGCUAGCCCACUGGUGAGAGCAGCAUAUGCUUCUUGCUUAGGAAGUCUUGCGACGACUGCGCAAAGAUUUCUUGAUAUGGCGUCGAGUCUUCGUGCUGAUGGCUCAGUCCCGAUCGCAGAUCCAGAGAUCGAACCAGGCGCGGAUGCUAAGGCCAACUUCGAGAGUGUUUUCGAUAAUGCUGGACGACAACUCUUUGAGGUUCUUGAAAGUCAUACCAAGCAGUUGGUGGAAGAUUCGGACAAUUCGGUUCGAAGAGCGUUUUUGGCCUCGGUACCUGACUUGUGCUACUUCUUUGAUGAUCAUUCGAAUGAUGUUCUCCUUACCCACCUUAAUACUUAUCUCAAUGAUCGCGAUUGGACACUCAAAUGUGCAUUCUUCGAUACGAUUGUUGGCAUCGCAACCUUUGUUGGAAGCACGAGCUUGGAGGAGUUUAUGCUACCUCUCAUGAUUCAAGCCUUAACUGACACAGAGGAAAACGUAGUGCAAGCGGCACUUCAUUCUCUUGCUCAGCUGGCUAGGCUGGGCUUACUAUCAAAACCCAAGAUUUGGGAAUUGGUUGACCUCAUCAGCCGAUUUACCAUGCACCCGAAUAUUUGGAUACGGGAGUCGGCGGCAGAGUUCUUGUCCGAGUCAGCGCGCUUCUUGGAACCUGCUGAUGUGAGGUGUACCUUGAUGCCUCUUGUAACGCCGUUCUUGAAAGUGGAGGUCCUGUCUGACUUCCAGUUGCUCAAUAUCCUCGAUGCUCUCAAGAGACCACUAACGCGAAACGUCUUCGAUCAGGCCAUUAAUUGGGCUUUGAAAACUGAGCGUGGCAACUACUGGAAGCCACUGCAGCAGCUGAAGCCCUUGUUGUUUGGCUCUAAGUCAAGCCGAUCUUCUCAGGAUUUGAUUCAAAGCUCCAUGGGACGGGUAGCUCGCAAUGAAGAAGAUGAGCAGUGGUUGGCAAAGCUCAGAAACCUUGGACUGAAACACGAGGACGAGUUAAAGCUCGACGCUAUGAGAGAAUUCAUCUGGCGCCUUAGCAAGAUGAAGGCACGGGAUGCCUCAACUGCAGAUGGCAGCACGUCUAAUGGAGUGAUUUCUCUUAAGAGCUUAGGAGUCACUCCUCAAACUGUGUUCUUUGACGAGACACCCCUUCGCGACCCCAGAGUAGUUGCCAACCUCGAGCGACCAGAAGAACCUUAUACCAUUGCAGACGCCCUUUUGGACGCUUCAAUGACCAUUGAUGACUCGACUGGCGGAAAGAAGAAGGCCAGUAAUAACCGCCGAGUACAAAGUGUUGGACCGCGCCCAUCAGGUCGUCUCCUGUCACCAGCUGCUGUUGGCCGAACACAUGCCAGGACACCAUCAGCGUCACAAGCAGGCCAGACAGAUGACAGACACACUCAAGGAGAGUCAUCAUCUAGAAAUGCCAUCCGCCACCAGGCAAGUGCACUGAGCUUGCUCGACCGCAAAGACAGAAACAAAUCAAUUGCACAGACUGGUACUACCGACACUAAUGCAUUUGGCCAAGUUGAAGGACCCUUUGCUCAAGCCUCAGCAGAACAACUGCCAACUUCCAACGGUAAGGACGGGGACACUGCACGCCGUCAAGUGGCGAAGCAUAGUUACGAUGGGAACGACCCAAGUAUCCAGAGAAUGCUGGACAACAUGUAUGUUGAUAACUUCCCCCGUGAUGUUAUCGAGUUUGGACCUAUUGUCACGCCCAUUAAGAGAAGCAAAGCGAGCCGCGUUAGCGUUCAGCCUGGGGAAGAGCCCUGGAAGCCUGAGGGUCAGCUUGUCGCAACAUUUGCCGAACAUAAGGGUCCCGUCAACAGGGUGCUGCCAUCUCCUGAUCAUGUCUUCUUCAUAACUGGCGGCGAUGACGGCACCGUGAGAGUCUGGGAUACAGCACGACUCGAGCGUAAUAUCACACAUCGUUCCCGCCAGGUCCAUAAACAUGGUGACAACACACGGGUUGUUGCCCUCUGUUUUGUUGAAAACUCACAUUGCUUCGUGAGUUGCGCGUCAGAUGGCAGCGUGCACGUUGUCAAGGUCGACACAGUUUCGAAUAGUGGUGUGAUCAGGUACGGCAAGUUACGUGUUCUACGCGAACAUCAGCUUCCAGAAGGCGAGUUUGCGGUAUGGUGCGAACAUUUCAGGCAAGAAUCAAACUCGGUCCUCAUCAUCGCCACGAAUCGUUCGAGGAUUAUAGGCAUUGACUUGAGAACCAUGGAUCUCCUUUACACACUAGAGAAUCCAGUGCACCAUGGAACACCUACUUGUUUCUGUGUGGAUAGGAAGCGUAACUGGCUUUGUGUGGGCACUUCUCACGGAGUAGUUGACCUUUGGGACUUGCGUUUCAAGAUGCGACUUAAGGGUUGGGGUCUGCCAGGUAAAGGAUCAAUCUACAGAAUUUGCAUACACCCCACCAAGGGCCGUGGUAAAUGGGUAUGCAUCUCGGGAGGAACAGGCCAAGGAGAAGUCACAGUCUGGGAUCUCGAGAAAACGGUCUGCCGAGAAAUCUAUCGGGUUGGAAGCGGCAAAGACGGGCUUAAGGGGUACGAAGCAUGGGACGUGGAUGAAGACAAACGGGAGGGGAUGCUUGGACGAUACGCUACCGAUAUCGAGCCAAGCGAAACAGCAAACGCCGAUCGAGGUGUUCGCGCUAUGGUUGUUGGCACUGCAACUGUGGACGAUUCUAGAGACGUUAGACACGCGUUCAUUGUCACGGGUGGUUCAGACAAACGACUGCGGUUCUGGGACCUCUCACGAAUGGAGAGCUCCUUCAUCUACAGCGGACUCACACCAGAACAAGCCAAGCCAACUUAUACAACAUCACACCCCUCGACGGCGCUGACACUAAAUAUGGAGCGAUUUCCUAGACAAGCACCGACAGCUCCUAAUGCGGGCUCUGGAUCUAAAGCGAAAUCCUCCAGUGCGCGACCGCCGAGAUCGACAGUUAUUUCCCUUCAACAGCAACAGUUGCUGCAGUCACAUAUGGAUGCUAUCUUAGACGUGGCGUUGCUGGAGUCUCCCUACACCAUGAGCGUUUCGGUGGAUCGAAUGGGAGUUGUGUUUGUGUUUCAGUAG